Messenger RNA from Amblyraja radiata (thorny skate), 3549 nucleotides. RefSeq names its product regulator of G-protein signaling 14. The coding region runs from base 56 to 1912 and encodes 618 amino acids. The transcript has 15 exons. The record is from RefSeq and is a predicted model, not a curated record. Gene Ontology annotation, biological process: cell division; spindle organization; regulation of G protein-coupled receptor signaling pathway. Gene Ontology annotation, molecular function: GTPase activator activity. NCBI's taxonomy places the organism in Eukaryota, Metazoa, Chordata, Chondrichthyes, Rajiformes, Rajidae. Gene Ontology annotation, cellular component: nucleus; cytoplasm; plasma membrane.
UUGCUCUCUCUUCUCAGCAAGCCUCUUGAAAAUAUCCAAUGCUUUAGACAGAAGAAUGGCAGGAAAAACAAUGCUUGCCAUCAAUGGGAGGCUGGCUACUGCCAUAUCAGAUGGAGAGCUGAAUGUUGCUGAAAUCAAUGGAAGGGGAAGUGACCUGAGUUUAAACAGCAACGUGAGUCUGCCUAAUUUCCAGAGUAACACGGGCUACUCCGAGAGAUCAGUGGCCAGCUGGGCAGUCUCCUUCGAACGGCUUCUACAAGACCCAGUUGGUGUGAAGUACUUCACAGAAUUUUUAAAGAAAGAAUUCAGCGCAGAAAACAUAUUGUUUUGGCAAGCCUGCGAACAUUUCCAGCAGAUCCCAGCAGAAAACUCCAAACAGCUCUCACAGAGUGCUAGCGAGAUCUACAGCACGUACCUAUCCAGCAGCUCUGCCAGUCCCAUCAACAUUGACAGUCAGGCUCAACUGGAGGAAGAUAUCCUCAAUGACCCCAGGUCCGAUAUGUUCAAAGCACAACAGCUCCAGAUCUUUAACCUGAUGAAGUUUGACAGCUACACCCGUUUUGUGAAGUCUCCACUUUACCAGCAAUGCGUGCUGGCAGAAGUAGAGGGUCGCUCUCUCCUUGGCGGUAGCUCCCUGAGAGGAAGCACAUCCUUUGAUUCCAAACAUGACCAGGAAAGCUCCAAGAAGAAACUGAAGCCGGGAAAGUCUUUCAGCAGCCUUCGACAGGAGAGCUACAUAAGAACCGGAGCAAACCUGCAAAAUAAGCCGUGGACGAGCACAAGCAAAUUAAGCCGGAGAAAAGAGAAAGGAGACUCCUUGGGAGUGGAUUUUUCAGAGAACAAUGGUCUCUCCCUAUCUCGUCGUGAAUCUCAGGGAUCUGUGUAUUCCACAGCCAGCAUGGAAUUGGGCUACCUCAGCUUGACGAGUUCCAGAACUGAGAGUGAGAAGGCGACUGCGGAAUCUGAAACAGAGCAGAAGGUGAAAUACUGCUGUGUCUACCUGCCUGACAAAACUGCCUCCUUAGAAAUAGUUCGGCCUGGGUUGACCAUCCGAGACUUAUUGUCUGGGAUAUGUGAAAGGCAUGGAAUUCCUUUGGCUGCCACAAGCAUUUAUCUUGCUGGAAGUGAGAAGAAACCUCUCGUACUGGAUCAAGAUAGUAUGAUCUUGUGUGACAAGGAAGUUCGUGUUGAGAAGAAAGUAUUAUUUGAAUUGGAACUUGUUCCAGUAAAUCAAAAACUUUGGGUGACGGCAAAACCUACCAAAACAGUGUCCGAGGCUUUACAACCAUUCCUGAUGAAGUAUAACUUAAACGCCAAGGAGCUGGAGGCAAGAAUUAGCGGAGAGCCCCAACCUCUGAAAAUGUACGACACUGUGUCCUGCCUGGAUAGUCAGCGAUUGAUCCUUGACAGGAUUAAGGGCACAGCAGAAGCAAGAAUGCAUUUAAAACAAUCAUCUACAUACCUUAAGCAGCAGGAGUCACCCGCAAAUGGAAACAAUGCUUGGGAGAGUCUCGCCACAAAUUCACAGCCCACUAGAAGAUAUAGACACAAGAUAACAAAUGAAGAAAGAAAGGAAAUGUAUCGAAAGACUUACGAUGUUGAAGCGCUGUUUGAGAUGUUGUCCAAAGCACAAAGUUGCCGUGUGGAUGAUCAGCGUGGCCUUCUGAAGAAGGAGGACUUGGUGCUUCCAGACUUUCUGCAGCUUCCCAAAGAGAUAGCAGGAAUCUGCCUUCGUCCGCCUGAAUCAGAAGAUGGAAGAGAAAUGGGCACUGGAGAUCGAACCCAUCCUGAGAAAGGUGCAUCCAAGGGUGACCAGACCCCAGGCGUUCCGGGUGAGGAACCCACACCGAGAACAUCCACUUCACAGGACUCACAGCCGGGAGUUGCAACGGGCACCUGGACAGAUUUGUAAUGAGAGAAUUGGCUCAUCUGUGUCUGGCUGAACACGGUACAAACAAGGUCCUCUCCCAUCAGCUGCCUUGUCUCUGUCGGUCAUUGGGGCAAUGGCUAUCAGAUUGAUGAGGUGAGGGAUGUCAACCAACUAUUACCCUGAGGCCCAAUGAGCCCACACUGCCGAAGUCUUCAGCACCUUGCCAAAUGGAACUGCAUCAAUUCCCAUUCAGCCGGUGAACCUCUCUCUUGCUUCACAGUUCAAUGAUUCGAUGAACUCCACGCUUUACCUCAACCAAGCUGUGAAAGAAUCAUGGUGAAUCUGGAAUCAAUUCAUCCCUAGCAGAGUGGGCCAGCACCAAUGAAGGAUGCUUUGUUUCAUGACUAUUUCUGCUUAUACAUCCAGCUGAUGCUGCUGAGACAUUGGGUCUGAAUAAGUUAAACGGAGAGAACCAGUAUGAGUUAUGCUCCCAUACUGCUCAUUCCAAGAGGAUUGCUCACUUGUUGGGGAUGGGCAGCUUUUCUUACCAGGUACCCGGGUCAAAGAGGCAGAUGCCUGACUGAUAAUUCUAACCAUUUUAUGAAUCAUUCUGAAGUGAGGUGACUUCAGCCAAUUCAAAGGACAUGUAUUUAUCGAGUCUCCAAUUUGUUUACACAUAUCAGUUGUCAUUGUUGAGUCUUUGCGUAUUUUUGGUUCACAAACUGGAUAAAGAAAGAGAGUCUCAGGGAAUUGCACAUCUUGCCCACUGCCAGGACCAAGGUUAUGGUACUUGAUGAAAUCAUGUUAUCUGUGGUGUGGUGUGUGUGAGAGAGAGUGUGUGAAAUAUCAAAAUCUUCAGAUUGUCCUUUGUUUAAUCCAGAGACGUGGAUAUGACUGCCAAAGCCAGCAUUCAGUAGCAAUCAUUAAUAUUCCCUCAAAUGGAUAAGGUAAAAAGUGUUCAAAUGCUGUAAUAGAACUGGGUGACUUACUGCCCUUCCUCAAUGAACAGUUAAGUCAUCCAAGUUAGUGUAGGGACUGGAGUCACGACCCAGCAAACGACCACAGGUUUCCAUCCCAGAUAAGGCAGCUGUUUUUAGCAAGAGACUGGCUGCUUUGAGGUCACUUCACCGGUAGCAGCUGUUUAUUUGCAAAUUUGAUUCUGUUUUUAUUCUGCAUCCCUGUCAGAAACAUAUUCCAAGGAUGAUUAUUGUGGUCGGAUUGCACUGGCCCACAUGAUGGUGAUGCAAGAGGAGGAGGAGUGACAACAGGCAGCCAACUUUUUGUUAAACCCUAAUGAUGUGACCUGUGGAUUUGUGUCAGCCCCACACCUAGCAUUGUCACCGCUGCACUAUAUUUAUUUAUUUGAUCAUGAUCAGGUUUAUUUUAAUGUCUGAGAAAGGGCUGCUUUAGUGAUGUCAUUUUCCAAGCUGUAAUUACGUGCAAUUGUAAAUAUUCUUCUAUGAUUGGAACCUUAAAUGUUAUUAAAAAAAUGGUGCGUUGUAAAAUGCUAUGAAAGCGUAAUUACCUACAUUUCAAAAGCAACAUAUAUACAUGUGACUGGCUUUUCAGACACAAGGCUUACAACUCAUUUUUACUCACAAUGAACGGAAGGGUAUCUCUCCUAUAAAUCUCCCUCUGUUAUUCACUCACUUUCUCUCUGCCACUGAUGGUUUUUGUCU